AUGGAGAAACAAGAUCAUCAGCUCCCCAUAACUAAAGGUUCAUACACAAACUAUCCAAAGUCCAAAAACACCAGCAUCUAUUAUGCGAUCUUUCUGGAAAUACUGAUAUUAUACGGUAUAGUAACCAACUAUCAACAGUUGUAUGAACACAGCGAGUAUCUUGCGGGAGUGUGUCUGGGGUCGUUUUCUACAUUAUUUUCACAAUCAAUAUCACAGUUAUACAGGCAAUCUUUCAGCUUUGACAAACACUUCAAGUUCUUUCUCUGGGGUUGCAUAAACAGUCUCAUUUCCAACUUUUGGAUCGGAAUACUUUUGCAUUCCUUGGACAAUAAUAUCCACCGAUUCCUUCUUGAUCAAACGGUGGGAGUUCUAACUGGACAGCUUAUAUUUGUGUUCUUCAAUGCAUUUUGGGAAUCUUCACUCAAUUAUGCGUCCUUGAAAUCCACAUAUCUGACAUGUUUGAGAUAUUCUUACAUGAUUUGGCCCCUAGUUUCGUUCCUUAGUUUUUUCCAUCUUCACGAGGAUUACAUAUUUCCACUAAAUUGCUUUGUGACAUUGAUCUGGAACAUAAUUUUGGCCAUGAUAUCCUAA
Messenger RNA from Komagataella phaffii GS115, 591 nucleotides. RefSeq lists its product as hypothetical. Lineage: Eukaryota; Fungi; Ascomycota; Pichiomycetes; Pichiales; Pichiaceae. Bases 1 to 591 code for a protein of 196 amino acids. Gene Ontology annotation, cellular component: membrane. The record is from RefSeq and is a predicted model, not a curated record. The transcript has a single exon.